CGGUGGCGGGAGAAGCGCUUCCGGUGGCAGUGGAGGCGGCGCUGAGCGGGUCCUGCAAGCGGCGCGGGCGGUGGCCCGGGGAGAGCGUCCAGAACGAUGUCCGGGGAACUUCCAUUAAAUAUUAACAUCAGGGAACCUCGAUGGGAUCAAAGCACUUUUGUUGGAAGAGCCAAUCACUUCUUCACUGUCACCGAUCCCAGGAAUAUCCUGUUAACCAAUGAACAACUAGAGAACGCGAGGAAAAUUGUGCAUGAUUACAGACAAGGAAUUGUUCCUCCAGGCCUUACAGAAAAUGAACUAUGGAGAGCAAAAUACAUCUACGAUUCAGCUUUUCAUCCCGACACUGGUGAAAAGAUGAUUUUGAUAGGAAGGAUGUCAGCUCAGGUUCCAAUGAACAUGACCAUCACGGGUUGUAUGAUGACAUUUUAUAGGACCACCCCGGCAGUGCUGUUCUGGCAGUGGGUUAACCAGUCCUUCAAUGCCGUGGUCAACUACACCAACCGCAGCGGAGACGCCCCCCUCACUGUCAACGAAUUGGGGACAGCGUAUGUUUCUGCCACAACAGGUGCUGUAACAACAGCUCUAGGACUCAAUGCAUUAGCCAAGCGUAUCUCCCCACUCAUAGGACGUUUUGUUCCUUUUGCUGCUGUAGCUGCUGCUAAUUGCAUUAAUAUUCCAUUAAUGCGGCAAAGGGAACUCAAAGUGGGCAUUCCUGUCACAGAUGAAAAUGGCAACCGCCUGGGCGAGUCAGCCAAUGCUGCCCAACAGGCCAUCACUCAAGUGGUGGUCUCCAGGAUCCUCAUGGCCGCCCCAGGCAUGGCCAUCCCUCCAUUUAUCAUGAAUGCUUUGGAAAAGAAAGCCUUUUUAAAGAGGUUCCCAUGGAUGAGUGCACCUAUUCAAGUUGGACUUGUUGGCUUCUGCUUGGUGUUUGCUACACCUCUCUGCUGUGCUCUGUUUCCUCAGAAAAGUUCCAUGUCAGUGACAAGCUUGGAGCCUGAAUUGCAAGCCAAGAUCCAAGAAAGCCAGCCUGAAUUACGGCGUGUCUACUUCAACAAGGGAUUGUGAAGCCGAGAAAGAAGCCUCUCCUGAAUGGGCAAACCUGCCAGCAGAAAUCCUGCAUAGCCCUGGAGGGGAGGACAGCCCUCAUCCAUGCGGGUUCGCCCAGGGACGGAAACCUCUUAAAGAUUCACCUUACCUUGUAGAGUCAAACUACUGCUGACCGCACGGCACCUGCAGGGAGCCGGCCCCGACUCCUCUGGCUUCUUAUCUUUGAAUCACAUUCUUACAGAAAUACCCGCCCUGUCGCUCUUAUAAUGAUUUUACUUGAAUGUUGUAUAUUAAUCACAUUCCACCUGUUUGAAAAUAAGGAAUCCGUGGCCCAUUGUUUACAUCAUCUGUAGUAAUUUCACAAGGAACAUACUUAAUGUAACAGAUUAUGUGUGGAGUCUGUAGUUGGCCAAAGAAAAAAAGUGGUGGUGACCGCCGAGCCAGAUCAGGAGAUUCUGUUGUGAUUCAGAGACUUGUAAGUGAUAACAAUGUAGAAACGAGUUCUGACAGAUUUUUCUUGAUGUGACCAGGGUGAAUUUCCUCAUAAAGAAAACAUGGCGUGCCUUGUG
Messenger RNA from Condylura cristata (star-nosed mole), 1616 nucleotides. It is a transcript of the gene SFXN1, whose product is annotated as sideroflexin 1. The record is from RefSeq and is a predicted model, not a curated record. Gene Ontology annotation, biological process: monoatomic ion transport; serine import into mitochondrion. Gene Ontology annotation, molecular function: monoatomic ion transmembrane transporter activity. Gene Ontology annotation, cellular component: mitochondrial inner membrane. The transcript has 11 exons. The coding region runs from base 97 to 1065 and encodes 322 amino acids. Lineage: Eukaryota; Metazoa; Chordata; Mammalia; Eulipotyphla; Talpidae.